AUCCGGGUUUCGUCACGUCGAGCUCUCACAGCCGCCCAUCCACCAUUACCUACCUUAGGUACCUGAGGCUGCAGCUGUGCAUUUACAAUCAAAUCUACAUUUCCUAAAGCAGCCAUCUGAGUUAAUCUCGCCAACUCAAUUCGCAUACCUCCAACUCACCUAGCUACGCUCCAUCAGUUCCGACUCUCAUCUGAUCUUCCUGGACCUUCCUUCUGCCAUCUUCGUUGGUGCUCCGGAGCCCAUCCCCGUCAUAUUACGACAUUAUCUGCCCAAGCGACACGCCACCGGUCUGCCAACAUGGAUCGGUUGAACCGCAUGCUCGCGGGUGCCACAGGCAUGGGCGGUCUUGGAGCGACGCCUGGAGCGGAUAACCAAAACUUGAUAGACAACUCCGAGACGGUGUAUAUCUCCUCCCUAGCGCUGCUGAAGAUGUUAAGGCAUGGCCGAGCUGGUGUUCCCAUGGAAGUAAUGGGUUUGAUGCUGGGCGAGUUCGUCGACGACUUCACUGUCCGCGUGGUGGAUGUUUUUGCCAUGCCUCAGAGUGGCACUGGUGUCAGUGUCGAGGCUGUAGACCCUGUUUUCCAGCAGAAGAUGAUGGAUAUGUUAACACAGACUGGAAGACCCGAAUCAGUCGUGGGCUGGUAUCACUCCCAUCCCGGCUUUGGCUGCUGGCUAUCCUCCGUCGAUAUCAACACUCAGCAAUCCUUCGAACAGUUGACACCUCGCGCUGUUGCCGUCGUCGUCGAUCCCAUACAGUCAGUGAAGGGGAAGGUCGUUAUUGAUGCCUUCCGACUCAUCAACCCACAGUCUCUGAUGCUUGGUCAGGAGCCGAGACAAAGUACAUCCAACUUGGGUCAUCUAAACAAGCCUUCCAUACAAGCCCUUAUCCAUGGUCUUAACCGUCAUUACUAUUCUAUUGGAAUUAAUUAUCGGAAGACUGCCUUGGAGGAGAAUAUGCUUAUGAACCUUCAUAAGCAUGUUUGGACCGAGGCGUUAGAGAUGGAGGACUUCCGACACGAAGGCGACCGGAAUAAGGACCACUUCAAGAGACUGGUCACUCUAGCCGAGGGAUACGAGAAGAGAGUCAAGGAGGAGACUGAGUUGACUAAGGAGCAGCUCAAGACUCGCUACGUUGGCAAACUCGACCCGAAGAAGCACUUGGAAGACGUUGGUCAACAGCUUAUUGAGGACAACAUAGUGUCUGUAUCCCGCCAGAUGAUUGACAAAGAAGCCACCAUGCCGAAAAGGGACGCCGUUUCCAAUGGCCAAGCCAAUGGGGAGCAUAUGGAUAAGGAUGAGGAGCUGUGAGUGUACAGAGUUUGGGGUAAUCCAAUCAUGUUCUUCGACCAGUAGCUAUGUAUCAUAGGCGUUGGAACAUGCAGAGAACGGGCUAGCGGCUUCGGGUCUGAAACACAAUAAUCAUGCUUUGAAGCUAAGUUAUACAUCGGGCCAUCCUCUGCAUGUGGAUAUACUCGUAUUGGGCUCUUGAGUAAGGCGCAUCAAGCAAGCUCUUUCGCAGGAUCUAUUGGUUUCUCGCAGAUUCAUACAAUACCCAUUGUGUGACAAGGAGUUCAUUGUGAAUGUCUUGCUAUUUCAAAGAACAUGUUGGACCCUGGAACGAUUGAGAUAUGGUCUGCUAGAACUAAUAGACAAAGAAGCAUCUCAUACAA
Messenger RNA from Xylaria bambusicola, 1670 nucleotides. Its product is annotated as Mov34-domain-containing protein. Bases 298 to 1308 code for a protein of 336 amino acids. The transcript is spliced from 3 exons. Gene Ontology annotation, cellular component: proteasome regulatory particle, lid subcomplex. Lineage: Eukaryota; Fungi; Ascomycota; Sordariomycetes; Xylariales; Xylariaceae. Gene Ontology annotation, biological process: proteasome-mediated ubiquitin-dependent protein catabolic process; protein deubiquitination. The record is from RefSeq and is a predicted model, not a curated record. Gene Ontology annotation, molecular function: proteasome binding; metallopeptidase activity; protein binding.